ACUGAGGACUGCAUCUGCUGCCAUCUGCCGAUCUGUCUAUCUACUCCAUUGCCUGCUCUGCCGGCUUGGUGCUCGUGGUUCGUACGUCAAGUUCGUCAACUCUUGCACGAUGGCAGCGGUUAUGACAUUAAACCCCAAAGCUGAAAUAGCACGUCAUGCACAGGCACUUUCCGUUAAUAUAAAUGCGGCCAGAGGACUACAGGACGUACUUCGAACCAACCUGGGUCCUAAAGGGACAAUGAAAAUGCUUGUGUCUGGCGCUGGAGAUAUCAAGAUAACCAAAGACGGUAAUGUAUUGCUUCACGAAAUGCAAAUCCAAGUCCCAACAGCCAACCUGAUUGCGAGAGCUUCGACGGCACAAGAUGAUAUCACCGGUGAUGGUACAACGUCGACAGUGCUUAUUAUAGGAGAACUCUUAAAGCAGGCUGAUCUUUACAUCUCUGAGGGGCUCCAUCCCCGAAUCUUGACCGAGGGUUUUGAACUGGCCCUGGCCAAGUGCCUCGAAACAUUGGAAGCCAUGAAGAUCCCGCAGAAGAUGGACAGAGACAUUCUCGUCAACGUCGCUCACACAUCUCUGGCAACGAAGGUCAGCGCGGACGUUGCCCAGCAUUUGACUGAGGUGUGCGUGGAUGCCGUCUUGGCUGUGCACCGUCCCGGAGAGCAGAUCAACCUGCACAUGGUGGAGAUGAUGGAGAUGCAGCACAAGACGGAGCUGGACACGCGUCUGGUGCGAGGCCUGGUGCUGGACCACGGCGCGCGCCACCCGGACAUGAGCAAGCUGGUGAAAGACGCCUUCGUGCUGGCCUGCAACGUCUCCCUGGAGUACGAGAAGAGCGAGGUGAACGCGGGCUUCUUCUACAAGUCGGCGGAGGAACGGGAGAGGCUGGUCCAGGCGGAGAGGCAGUUCAUCGAGAACCGGGUGCACAAGAUAAUCGAGCUGAAGCGCAAGGUGUGCGACACCCCGGACAAAGGUUUCGUCGUCAUCAAUCAGCAGGGCAUAGACCCCAUGUCUCUCGACCUGCUGGCCAAGGAGGGCAUCGUGGCGCUCCGAAGGGCCAAGAGGAGGAAUAUGGAACGGCUCUACCUGGCAUGUGGCUGUUCCCCUGUCAACUCUGUGGAUGACCUGUCUCCUGAAGUGCUGGGCUUUGCCGGCCAGGUGUACGAGCACGUAUUGGGAGAGGACAAGUUCACCUUCGUGGAGGACCUCAAGGAUCCCCGCUCGGUGACUGUUCUCAUAAAGGGUCCUAACAAGCACACGCUCACGCAGAUAAAAGACGCCGUGCACGACGGACUGCGCGCUGUGAAGAAUGCCAUCGAAGAUGAAUGCGUAGUUCCUGGAGCCGGGGCCUUCGAAAUAGCAGCCCACGUAGCCCUGACGGAGAUGAAGCCGACGGUGAAGGGUCGAGCCCAGCUGGGCGUGCAGGCGUUCGCCGACGCCCUGCUCGUCAUCGUCAAGACACUGGCCGCCAACAGCGGGCUGGACGCGCAGGACGUCCUGGUAAAGCUGCUCCAGGAGCGGCGUAUCACGAACCAGCCGGUCGGCAUCAACCUGACCACUGGUGAAGCGUCAGUGCCAGCCAAUGAGGGUAUUUUCGACAAUUACUGCGUCAAGAGGCAGCUCCUCAAUUCCUGCACGGUGAUAGCGAGCAAUUUGCUGCUGGUGGAUGAGAUCAUGUUUGCGGGUGUGUCCAAGUCUGGAAAGUGAUUUUGCUGCUGUUUAAAUAAAUUUUUUUGUUGCUUUA
Ornithodoros turicata is the source of this 1742-nucleotide messenger RNA. RefSeq names its product T-complex protein 1 subunit zeta-like (gene CCT6). Gene Ontology annotation, biological process: protein folding. Gene Ontology annotation, molecular function: ATP hydrolysis activity; ATP-dependent protein folding chaperone; ATP binding. The coding region runs from base 110 to 1705 and encodes 531 amino acids. The record is from RefSeq and is a predicted model, not a curated record. The transcript has 9 exons. Lineage: Eukaryota; Metazoa; Arthropoda; Arachnida; Ixodida; Argasidae. Gene Ontology annotation, cellular component: chaperonin-containing T-complex.